Molecule: messenger RNA, 1522 nt
Organism: Cataglyphis hispanica
Lineage: Eukaryota; Metazoa; Arthropoda; Insecta; Hymenoptera; Formicidae
Product: arginine-hydroxylase NDUFAF5, mitochondrial
Biological process (GO): mitochondrial respiratory chain complex I assembly
Cellular component (GO): mitochondrion
Molecular function (GO): S-adenosylmethionine-dependent methyltransferase activity
Source: RefSeq, a predicted model, not a curated record
UUUAUUCGCGUUUGAUCUUCAGUAAUUAUCUCGUCACGAUGACGAGAUUAAAAUUAUUAAUCUCCUUUCAGAUUAGGUUAUUCUUAACCUUACUCAAUGGAGAAUGAGCAGAGCAUUGAAGUAAAUACUCGACAUCAACCGAGUCAGUAAAUUCGUCGUUGUCAAUAAAAAACAUCGAAAGAAUUCCGAUAGUUUAAUUAUGAUGAUAUGAAAUACAUUGACAGUUUCGAUCUCUAAAAGUUUUCAUGUGGAAACGAAUAGAAAAUUAGAAGAAAAGGGGAAAUUAGAAACAAGUGGUAUUCUCUCUCAAGACAGAUUUCGAGACAAAAUAAAAACGUUAGCAACUGUGCAUCUACAAAAAUGGUAUCGAAAAUUCUGUUUCGUGGAACAAGUCGGACGUUAUGUUAUCGCAUGAUAUGCGGUAAAUUAAAUUUAUUAAAUCCUAGAUAUAAUCCUGGUCCUAACGUUGCGUGUAAUGUAGUGUCAAUGUCCUCGUUGCCACCUGACAGUCCGAUGAACGUGUUCGAUAAGAAGACCAAGCUGCUGCAGCGCGAACGCGCUGCAAAGAACGCUGAUGUCCAUCUGUAUGAUUACCUCAAGGACGAAGUGGGUGACAGGCUGUCCGACCGGAUAUUCGAUAUCAAACGAAAGUUUGGCAGGGUCCUCAAUCUGGGAUGCGGUCGCGGUCAUGUAUCCAAGCGAAUCCUCGGCGAGUCUGUGGAGGAAUUGGUGCUGGCCGAGAUGAGUCCAAGUUUCUUGCAGCAAGCCGAUACCGUGAAGGGAAUGAGAGUCAAGAGGGAAGUCAUUGAUGAGGAGAAUGUGUCCUUCGAACCUAACAGUUUCGACAUGGUGAUAAGUUGUUUGAGUCUUCAUUGGAUUAAUGACCUUCCUGGAUGCUUCCGACGUAUCAAUAAUAGUCUGAAAAACGACGGAGUCUUUCUAGCGGCUAUAUUUGGCGGCGAUACUCUUUACGAGUUGAGAAGUUCCUUGCAAUUAGCCGAACUGGAGAGACAUGGUGGGAUUUCGCCGCAUAUUUCACCCUUUGUGGAAAUCAAGGACAUUGGAUCUUUAUUAACAAGAGCGAAUUUUACUAUGUUGACUAUUGAUACUGAUGAGAUAGUCAUCGGUUAUCCGAGUAUGUUCGAGCUUAUGUGGGACUUGAAAGGAAUGGCAGAAAAUAAUGCAGCCAGGAAUCGUAACUUGCACCUCCGAGAUACGCUGAUUGCAGCAGCAUCCAUAUAUAAAGAACUGUAUGGAAAAGUCAAAGAAGAUGGUACUGUAUUCGUUCCUGCCACGUUUCAGAUAAUAUAUAUGUUGGGAUGGAAACCAGAUGCAUCUCAACCAAAGCCUCUCGAGAGAGGAACAGGGGAAAUAUCACUUAAGGACCUGUAUAAACUCGACGAAAUCAUUAAAACCAGUAAGAAAAUAAAACUAGAUGAUGAUAAAUAGUAUAUUAAAUAGUUUUUAUUGAUUGCACAUUGAACUAUGUAAAUAUUCUAAUAUAUCAUGUGUAAAAAAUUAA